This is a messenger RNA of Leucoraja erinaceus (little skate), 4017 nucleotides long. Its product is annotated as ankyrin repeat domain-containing protein 42-like. Gene Ontology annotation, molecular function: protein binding. Bases 99 to 1649 code for a protein of 516 amino acids. The record is from RefSeq and is a predicted model, not a curated record. The transcript has 12 exons. Lineage: Eukaryota; Metazoa; Chordata; Chondrichthyes; Rajiformes; Rajidae.
UUCCUCCGGAAAUUAAAGCUCUUGUCCAUUUCUAACUCACCCCGGAUGUUUAUCCUCGUUGCUAUUGGAGUGUUCUGCAAUCAUCGACCGAUGCAGCAAUGCCGGCGGAUUCUGCUAGCGCUCCAGCUGCCAGGAAGAAGUGUUUAGUCAGUAUUCAUGAUGCAGUGAAAGCUGGCGAUGUGACGGAACUCGAGUUAAUGGUGAAAAGUGGAGCCAGCAUUAAUGAAGUGGAUCCCAUUCACAAAUUUACACCAUUGCAAUGGGCAGCACACUCCGAUAGCUUAGAGUGCCUACACUGGUUGCUAUGGCAUGGUGCUGACACAACGGAUGUAACUCCCAGAGGUUGGACAGCCGCGCACAUUGCAGCCAUUAGGGGUCACGAUGCCUGUAUGCAGGCCUUGGUAAUGAAUGGUGCAAACCUAACAGCGAAGGAUGAUAGAGGUUGUACUCCAUUGCACCUGGCUGCUUCACAUGGACAUUCAUACACUCUUCAGAGGAUUCUUCACAGUGGUGUGGGUACAAAUCCAGCUGAUAAAAACAACUGGAGGGCAGUUCACUAUGCUGCCUUUCAUGGAAGGCUGGGUUGCUUGCAGCUUCUGGUCAGGUGGGGUGCAGACGCGAAUGAAGUGGAUCAAGAUGGGAAUUUACCAGCUCAUCUUGCAGCAAUGGAAGGCCACCUGCACUGCUUUAAGUUUCUUGUCAGUCAAGGGGUUAGUGUGACACACGUAUUGACAGCGAGGAACGACCAAGGUGAAACCCCAAAUGAUCUUGCAAAGAGGUUCUACAAGGACAACAUCGUGCAGUACAUAGCAGCCGUGGAGCAUGAACGGGAUCACCCAGAUGAUCAAGAAAACCUUGCAUUUCCAGCUCAUGUAAGUGCUUUCAAAGGAGAUCUCAAGACUCUGCAACAACUAGUGGAAUCUGGAGUGAUUAACCUCAAUGAACGAGAUGAUAAAGGCUCCACGCCCAUGCACAAAGCUGCUGGGCAAGGACACCUCGGCUGCCUGCAAUGGCUUAUAGAAAUGGGAGGAGACCACCACAUCAAAAAUGAAGCUGGAGAGACACCGAUGGACGUGGCUAAAAGAUUUUCCCAGUUGGCUGCUGUGAAACUCCUUGGAGGAGGCCUAGAUGAUGUCUUAGACGAAGAGAUGAAUAAGGACAGUCCCAGUUUCUUCGACCAACAUGGUAUUGAAAGGAGUACAGAUAAUCAGGACAGCAUUAACCAAAGUCCUGGUCAAAAAAGGGAAGCUAGAAUGAGGGCCUAUAAGAAAAUUGAAAAAUUUGAGCGGUUAUUAGAAAUUGCCAAAAACAACUACAGACAGCUUGGAGGUAUGCUGGAGGAAGAUCAGCUCCAACAGAAGGACAAGAAAGAAGCAGAAAGAAUUCUGCAGGAGCUACAGGCUCAACUAGAUUACGAGCGUCUACGACGAGAGAAGAUGGAGUGUCAACUAGAUGACUGCCGAGCAGAAAUAGGUCACUUGAAUCAGUGUUUGGAGAAGUUGAGGACAUGUAGCAGUUCUGUGGAAGAAAAUGUUGAAGAUAUGUUGAAGGGGAGAAAAACAGCAAGGAAUAAACAGAGGUUCAGCAGUGGUGGUGUCUUUGUACGUCGUACUCCUGACAGGAGCGGUUUCAGUCACAGACCUCGUUAACAGCCACUCGCUAUUCCUCCCCAAAUCCUUUUCCACUGGAUAAUUCGUUCAAGAUCAUGAUCAAUUCCAUAAUAGGUUGGGCUUCGUUUAAAUUGCUCCACUAUUUUCAUUUUUUUUUUAAAAGCACAAAAUCAGGAUUUUACAGUGGCGAUCGACACUAAAUUCUGUCAUAACCUAGCAGGACAGGCAGCAUCCCUGGAUGGAAGGAAUGAGUGACAUUUGAAGUCGGGUUUCGACCCAAAACGCCAACCAUUCCUUCUCUCCAGAGAUGCUGCCUGUACCGCUGAGUUACUCAUGCAUUUUGUGUCCAUCUUCGAUGUAAACCAGCAUCUGCAGUUCCUUCCUACACAUUUUACAGUGGCUUCUUGGACUGCUUAUGUUUGAGUUUGAAAUGUAAUUAAAUAUAUAAUGCAGUCUAAUCAUAGUGUGGAUGGAGUACGAUCAGCACAGUUAUUCAUUACGCGUUGUGAUCGUAAACACUAAUUGCGGUUCAAGUUAGAUGGUACAUUACAGAUUUUUUACGAAUUGUAUAUGCAGAAAUAUAAUUAAGCAAAGUAAUUACAUUCAUACUUUUACAAAUUAAGCAGUCAUAUAUAAUGGUGACAUUUUUGAUUCAAAAUUUCACUGCUAUAUUAAAUGCAUCUUUAAAAAACAUUCUGCUUAGGUUCGUUGUUUCUGGGUGGUUUUCAUGUGGAGAUUCUAUUGCCAAGAGGAGGGAGUAAGUGGAUGAAGGGAAAUGGGAUAGGGGAAGAACAGAAGGGUAAAAAUGAGGGAAGAAGAGAUGGAGAAGUGAGGCAGGACUAAAAGAACAAAUCUAGGAGAGGACAGCUGAUAGAGGAAGUUGUUGAUUUCACAGAUGCAACAAGAAGGUCUUUGAGACCAAAGAUCCUAUAGCGGAGCAAGAUAGACUACUCCUGCUAAUUGCAAUGGGCUGACGUGUAGUACGGAACGGAGCGGAACGUGGGCCUUUUUUCAUCCAUUUCCGUAACCCGACCGGACUUGCAGUGUAAUCAACGUUGCGGGAAACAGUUUGUGUUAAUAAAUUAAAAUUCGGAAAAUGUUUACGUUGCAUUACAUACCAAGUGACUUUUAUUUUUAUGAGGAUGUUUCUGUAACCGGCUUCUGUCACCGCACUAGUUAUCUUUGCUCCACUUUGGGAUCUUUGGUGUGGAGACGGAAGCCGGUUACGGAAAUGGGGCCUAAAAUUACCCAUGAAUUUGCCCAUGAGCGUACUACGUCUUUUUCGUCGAGUGAUCUAGUUUGCUUGCUAUAGGAUCUUUGUUUGAGACCAGACACAUGAAGGACUUUGAAACCAGACACACAGGUGCUUCCUGCAGACAGCUCGGAGCAAGAGGGAUUACCCAGGAGGGAUUACUUUGACUGUCACCGCAACAGCUGCGCCUCAGGCUUAGGGGUGGGAGCAAAAUGAUGCAACAGACCAGGUUAGACAAAGUAAAGAUGGUAUUAAGAAUUGUUGAAAAUAAUCUACUUUCACACAAAUGGUGGUGGUGGUAUAGAACAAGCUGCCAGUGGAGGUCGUUGAGGCAGGGAUUAUCCCAACAUUUAAGAAAUUGUUAGACAGGUACAUGGAUAGGACAGGUUUUGGAGGGAUAUGGACCAAACGCAUGCAGGUGGGACUAGUGUAGCUGGGGCAUGUUGGCUGGUGUGGGCAAGUUGGGCCGAAGGGCCUGUUUCCACACUGUAUCACUCUAUGACUCUUAGCUGGCAGCACUGAGGGUGGAGAACGUCAGGCUGGUCCAUAGUGAUGAUCAAUGUUACUUUCACGUGCAGUCUCACAGUAGCCCCAGGAACUUGCCCAGGCUGUUCUCCCGACUGCCAGCACAAUGCUGCCGUUCUGGGGCGAGAUUUCACCAUCAUCCAGCAAGUUAACUUUAUUGGUUUAUGGUGAGGAGGCCACCAAAUGUGGAUGGGUCUGGUGAUAGUUAACUAGCUCAAACAAUUCACGUUGUUGCACAGGUGCCAGGUAAACCUCCUCGAUGCAGCCUUGUUCACCACCACGGAGGUUCUGGGGCAGGUCAGUUGUAACCCAUGGGUUGAUGUAGCGCAACCCUGGACUACAACUAGUCCGAAAAGUGUUGGACCCCGAGUACAUACAAUUAACUAAGGCCAAUAAACUAAGUUAGCCACAAAAUAAACUGAAACACACAAAUUAUGACAUUGCUACUCUGUGCAAAAACAAACCCCAGCUGACAAACUAUCUGACAUAGAGCCACUGUGUGGCCAGAUAGUGGAACUGCAACACAACUGUAAUGGGAGAGUCACCGUUUGCUGAAAAUCCCAUCUCUGCACUGCAAGUAUAAUGUUACCAGUUAAUUGAAUGGAAAAAUGUUGCAUGAGUUUAAAAAUA